This is a messenger RNA of Cyclopterus lumpus (lumpfish), 1792 nucleotides long. RefSeq names its product C-X-C chemokine receptor type 3-like. Lineage: Eukaryota; Metazoa; Chordata; Actinopteri; Perciformes; Cyclopteridae. Gene Ontology annotation, biological process: immune response; inflammatory response; G protein-coupled receptor signaling pathway. The transcript has 3 exons. The coding region runs from base 132 to 1229 and encodes 365 amino acids. Gene Ontology annotation, cellular component: membrane. Gene Ontology annotation, molecular function: C-X-C chemokine receptor activity. The record is from RefSeq and is a predicted model, not a curated record.
CUUCCCCCCGUGGAGGCACUAUAUAUGUACGCUGCUCUUUUAGUGACACCACAUCAUUUCUGCUGUCUGCCACAAUCAACCUGCUCACUGACGAGAAUACAAUACCAAAAGAUUACAAUUUGAGUUCACUAAUGGGCUCGUUUAUAAUGAACGGAGAAAGCCUCGGUGACCUUGGGGAAUUAUACGACGAUUCCACUGAUGAUGAAAACGAGGACAUGUGCGACCCCAACGCGGGUGGGCAUUUUGAGGCGGUGUUCAUCCCAGCUCUGUACUCUGUGGCGUUUAUUGUGGGCAUCCUGGGGAAUGGAGUGCUGCUGGGAGUUCUGGCUCAGAGUAGGAGGACCUGGAGUGUGACGGACACCUUCAUCCUCCACCUUGGUGUGGCAGAUGUCCUGCUGCUGGUGACUCUGCCCCUCUGGGCUGCACAGUCCGUUCAUGGAUGGACCUUCGGCACUCCUCUCUGUAAGAUCACCGGAGCUGUUUUUACGAUUAACUUCUACUGUGGAAUCUUUCUGCUGGCCUGCAUCAGUCUGGACCGCUACCUGUCUAUCGUCCACGCUACCCAGAUGUACUCCCGCAGGAAGCCCUGGGUCGUUCAGAUCAGCUGCUUGGCAGUGUGGCUCUUCUCCCUGCUCCUUUCUAUCCCUGACUGGAUCUUUUUGGAUGCUGUGGAGGAAGACAGACUAAAUAAUAAAACACAGUGUGUACGCAACUACCUCAAGUUUGCCUCUGGGGCAGUAGGUGACUGGCGACUAGCAUCCCGCCUGCUCUUCCACACCGUGGGCUUCCUGCUGCCUUCAGUCAUCCUGAUCUUCUGCUACUCCUGCAUCCUGCACCGGCUGCGGUGCGGCUCCCAGGGCCUCCAAAAGCAGAAAGCUUUCAGGGUCAUCGUGGCAGUAGUGGCAGUUUUCUUUCUCUGCUGGACGCCAUACAACAUCACACUCAUGGUGGACACACUUCAUUUCAGCCACAUCAGUGAGACCUGUGGAGUCAGAACGUCUCUUGAAACAGCCAAGAUAAUCACCUCCUCUGUGGGCUACCUCCACUGCAGCCUCAAUCCCAUCCUGUAUGCGUUUGUGGGUGUGAAGUUCCGCCGUCAGCUCCUGGACAUCCUGAGGUCUCUGGGCUGCAAGCUGAAGACAAGUGCCAAACUGCAAUCUGUUGGUACCAGCAGGAGAAGCUCCAUUUGGUCGGAGUCUGCUAACACCUCCAACUCCCUUGCUAUUUAAAAGAAAGAGACAAACGCAUUAACAAGCAUUUGUAAAGAAAAUUACCAAGCUGAGAAAAUUAUGUAAAGUAAUAAUUUUCAAAUAAGUUUUUUAAAGCAGGUCAAAGUGCUGUAAAAGUAUCAAAAAGCUCAGUCCAUGGAGAUAAACACACAACUCGAUUCAGAAACGGUGCCUUUAAACAAUAAAUCUGGGUUUUAUUUAUACAAUAUAUAGACCACUCCAAAAAUUGUGUAAACCUUCUAAAUGUGUCCCAGUUUAUUUCCGAUUGCAGUGUGUGUGAAUGAUAACAGCUGACAGGGACACAAACAUGGACACAAUUCCGCAUGUUUAUGUGUUUGAGUAUGGACCCAAAGUACAAGUAUGAACCUGAAAAUGAUGUAAUAUGUAUGUAAAAAGAGACAUGUACAGCAGCUUGAACAAUGCUUUGGUAAAUGUCCUGUGUGAUCUAACUGGUAACAUGCGAUGCUUUCUUUCAGUGUCCUGUAGUUCACAGUAUAUUAGGAGCGGACCAUGAAAAUGGUCAACAUGAACAUGACUAAAAUAAAUGUUUUCUUUAUUCUUUU